This is a messenger RNA of Misgurnus anguillicaudatus (oriental weatherfish), 1158 nucleotides long. Its product is annotated as phenazine biosynthesis-like domain-containing protein. Gene Ontology annotation, molecular function: isomerase activity. The record is from RefSeq and is a predicted model, not a curated record. Gene Ontology annotation, cellular component: cytoplasm. NCBI's taxonomy places the organism in Eukaryota, Metazoa, Chordata, Actinopteri, Cypriniformes, Cobitidae. Gene Ontology annotation, biological process: biosynthetic process.
UGGGGUCAAAGUCUCAGCGACCACUGAACUAUGAAAACAUAAAAGCUACCAAGCGAAUCUUCACAGAUAUUCACAGAGUAAGAGAAUUACAAUGGAGAUUCCAGUAUUUACUGUUGACGCCUUUACCAAUUUACCUUUCAAAGGUAAUCCUGCUGCAGUAUGUCUGAUAGAGAAUGAACUUCGAGAUGAGUUAUAUCAGAGCAUUGCUGCUGAAAUGAACUUAUCAGAGACUGCUUUUAUCACAAGACGCAAUUCUGGGGAUUUUUCCUCAGGUGCCAGGUUUGGUUUGCGAUGGUUUACCCCCAAAACUGAAGUUCCACUUUGUGGUCAUGCAACACUGGCCUCAGCAGCUGUGUUGUUUUAUAUGAAAAACAAUGUGAACCCUGUUGUUGUGUUUGAGACUUUGAGUGGGGAGCUGUGUGUCCGUCAAAAUGAAGAAUCUAUAAUCAUGGACUUCCCCUUAAAUAAACCAAAGAUUCAGGCCCAACACGAAGUCAAGGAUCUUUUGAAGGCUGUUGUAGGAGACUUACCCAUUCAGGAUGUGUGCUAUUCUGAAUCCACUAAGAAACUGAUGGUUUGUCUAGCUGAUACUUGUGAGAGGUCCAAACUUACGUCUUUGAAGCCAGAAGCAGACGCCCUGCUGAGAAAUGAAUCUACCGGUAAGAUUAAAGGUGUCAUUGUUACUAUGAAAGGAGCACCAACAGCAAAGCCUGGAUAUGACUUCUACUCUCGAUACUUUGCCCCUUGGGUUGGUAUCCUUGAAGAUCCAGUCACCGGGUCUGCACAUACAGUUCUUGCUGGUUACUGGUCUGAGAAGCUCGGGAAAAAGAAAAUGUUAGCUUACCAGUGUUCCAGUCGUGGAGGGGAGCUGGAACUGGAGAUAAGAGAUGACGGUCGACUGGACAUUAGCGGUCGGGCACAGAUCAUUCUUCAGGGAACCCUUAAACUCUAAACAUACUCCCACAAUCUACUUAAUAAAUUUGAGAAUAGAUUAGAAAUGAAAAAUUUUGACUGAAGACUCAGUAGUUACUUUUUUUGCUUAUCGUGUAAUCUUUUCUAGUGUUGAAAACAUUUAAAUUUUAAAUCGUAAAUGGGUCAUUCUACAGAAUUCGGGUGAUGGAAAUCUGCUUAAAUAAACUUCUUUCAACAUACCCAAAA